GACCUGAGUCAGAGCUGGGGAAGGCGCUAAAGGCAGAGAAUCCUAGAACCACAGGAUGGUUUGGGCUGGGAGGAACCUUAAAGCUCAUCCAGUGCCACCCCUGCCAUGGCAGGGACACCGUUCCCUGUCCCAGGCUGCUCCAAGCCCUGUCCAGCCUGGCCUGGGACACUUCAGAAAUGGAGCAGCCACAGCUUCUCUGUGCCAGGGCCCUGCCACUCUCACAUGGAGGAAUUUCUUUCAAAUGCCUUUCAAAUAUUUCAGUUUGGUCCCUGGUGCUUGCUGCGGGGCUCAGAAAGGGACCCAGCUCAGCCUGAGCUGAGCUUUGCUGUCACCCCAGCCCAGAGCUGGGCCCUGCUGCCUUUGUGCCUCUCCCCAGUUCCCGUGGGCUGGAGUAAGAGACAAAAGAUGGGUGAGAGCAGAAGGGCACAGAAAGAAUCCUCCAGAGGCAGCCCUGCAGCCCAGUGACCCCUUCCUGACAGAGAUUUCGGAAGGCAGAGCUCCCGUUGAGGCACUUAUGCAAUAGGUUGUUACCAGAGGAAGUUUCUCUUUAACCCCAGGCAGUUGGUGGUUGAUUUAUGUCCUGCAGCUUUAGAUUUUCUAGGUUGCAGUGGUGUUGCAUAAGAAGAUAAUUUGACCCCGCAUUUCUUAAAGCCUUUUUUUUUUUUUUUUCUGGGGAUUGUCUCUUUCAUCUCCUCUCAUGUACCUGGAGAUGUAAAAUGAAGGACAGCAGCUUGUUUUAAAUCCCUGAGUUUUCUCAGAGGUGGGGUUGGGCUUGGGUCUUCCUUCACGCCAGGACUGGACACUUUUCCUUGUGAGUUUUGUGCCCAGAGUAAGAGCAGCUCCAUCACCGUCUGUGCCUUUAAUUUCUCCUGCUCUCUUCAUGCACCAGGCUGCUUCUGCUCCUAGGCACUAAACACAACAGUGGGGAAUACUCCAGAAUGGGAUGCAGGGACGGACUGCAGGGACAAUUUGGAACCGUCUCAGCUGGUGCAGAGAUCAGCCCUGGGCCCCGUCCAGUGCAGGCCUUUCCUGGGGAAGAGCUGGCCCCGAGUGGGAGCGAAUUCAUCUCGUGGCAGGGGAGACAGACACACGGCUCUCGUGCCUCAGGGCAGCUUCCCUUGGGCUCUCUCCUGAUUUGCCAUUUGCCUUUAACCUAAACUAAAAGUCAUUUAGACUGAAAGCCCACGUUAGUGUUUGUGAACAGAAGGGCAAUUACAGGGAGAAAACCAAUUUCCCCAUCCUCUGAACCACGGGGUCCUGCCAGCAGAAGGACCAGCCCAGGUUCUCCUCCUCCAGCAAGGAGAGCUGGGACAAUUCCUGCUCUUUUCCAGCCUCCCCUGGUGGAAACCCUUUGCACUCACCCUGGCAGAACUGGGGGGACGGUGACCCCUUUCUCCUUCCUUGUCUCAGGAAUCUGAGCCGUUCCCGCUCCGGGUGGUGUCUGUGGGAAAUCUGAGCUGAACUUCUCGAACUGAGGGAUUUUUCCCAUCCUGGGUGAGUGUGGGUGGCUCCGAGGCUGCUCCAAUUUUAGCCUCCACACACCACCCAGAUGUUAAACCGGGCAUCUUCUGCAUCUGUUCCCGGGAUAUUCAUUGUCCGGGAAUCCCCGGGUGGCCGAUUGUGCCAGCGGGAGCUUUCAUGGAAACAGCCCAUUUUUUUUUUUUCCGUGGCAGCUCCAAGUGUUUGCAAAAAGCUGGUAGAGCCCCAGGAGCUUCUGGCAGCUUCAUUUUAUUUUGAAACCAGUCAGUCCCCAGCUGGGGGUGAGAGUAAAACGAAAGGAUGCGAGAUGAAGGCGCCGGUGCAGCGAGCGAGGGCAGCCCGCGCCGGGGCCCGUCAUUCUGAAACCAGGCAUGGAAACUGUGCCGAGGAGAAAAGCUCGAGAGCAGGGCUCGGGCUCCUCGCCACACGCACCCCGAGCACGCCGGAGAGUGCCUCUGCCUGGGGACAGUCACGUGUGGCCACGGGAGAGCCACGGGAGCCUCGAGGGCAGCGGCCCAUGAGCGGCGACAACAAAGCUGCCGUGACCCCGUGCACCUCCCCGCGGGUGCCCCAGGCCGUGCCCAUGGACCUGCGGAUCGGGCAGCGCGUGGUCAAGCCGCAGGACUCGGCGCUGCUGGCCCUGAAGCAGCAGCAGCUGCAGCACCAGCUCUUCCUGGCCAGCCUGCACCAGCAGCAGGUGGAGCAGCUCGCCCACCAGCACGUCAGGGUGGCCAUGGAGUCCCCGCACCGCGAGGCUGAGCCGGGCCAGCAGGAGCAGGAGCUGCGCCAGAUCCUCAACAAGGACAAGAGCAAGCGCAGUGCCGUGGCCAGCACGGUGGUGAAGCAGAAGUUGGCCGAGGUCAUCCUGAAGAAGCAGCAGGCGGCUCUGGAGAGGACCAGCAACGCCCCCGCUGCUGCCCUGCCCUACAGGUCUCUGGAGCCCCUGGAGCCCGAGGGUCCCUCCCCUGCCAUGCUCAGCACGUUCCUGUCCCCCGUGCCCAGCACUUCUCUCGACACCCCCGAGCAUUUCCCGCUGCGGAAAACAGCGUCCGAGCCCAACCUGAAGGUUCGCUGCAAGCCCAGGAAGUGCCUGGAGCGGCGCAAGAACCCCCUGACCCGCAAGGAGAGCGCCCCGCCAUCGCUGAAGAGGCGCCCGCCCGACGCCAUCGACUCGUCCCCCAGCAGCAGCAGCACCCCCGUGUCGGGCUGCAGCUCUCCCAACGACAGCCUGCCCGCCGAGCACGCCGCGCUGCCCGCCGCCCCCGGCGUGGCCCACGAGACGCCGCUGGCGCAGCGGCUGAUGAUGCAGGAGAGCUCCCUGGCCCAGUUUGCCCUGCAGAGCGCGGCCUCCCUGCCGGCCAUCACCCUGGGCCUGCCGGCCACCACCGGUGCCAGGGCCGAUGCCGAGCGCCGGGCGCUGCCCAGCCUGGCUCACCGGGUGCCGGUGCUCAACGGGCCGGUGCUGCCGGGCGCGCACUCGCCCGUCUUCAUCCCGGCCAGCCUGGAGCAGCACGAGGCCGGCAGCGCCCUGGCGCCCCGGCUGCAGCCCGUCAUCAUCCUCGAGCCCUCGGUCACCCACGCGCCGCUGGUGGCGGUGCCGGGCCUGGGCACGGUGCCGCUGUCCUUCGCGCCGCCGCUGGUGCCCGCGGAGCGCCUGGCGCUGCCGGGCCAGCACAAGCCGCUGGGCAGGACGCGCUCGGAGCCGCUGCCGCCCAGCCCCAGGGCCGCGCAGCAGCACCUGCUCUUCCAGCAGCACCACGCGCGCUGCCUCGAGAGGCUGCAGCAGCAGGCGCACCCGGGCAAGCGCUUGGCCAAGUCCAGCGAGAAGCCGCGGCUGCGGCAGAUCCCGUCCUCGGAGGACAUGGAGGCCGAGGGGAGCCUGCCGGAGGCGGCGGCCGAGCCCGGGGAGCCCGGCCGGGCGCGGGGGGAGCCGGCCCGGCCCGGCAGCGGCGGCAAGGAGCCCGAGAGGACGCAGAAGAUGGGGCAGCCCCAGGAGGAGCUGCUCCUGCAGCAGGCCUUGCUGUGGGACUCCUUCCAGCGGGUGCAGCAGCAGCUCCUCAAGCGCCAGCCCUUGGCCGACCCCCCCGUGCUCCCCCCCGGCCACCGGCCCCUGUCCAGGGCUCAGUCGUCCCCGGCCACGGCCACCGUGUCCCUCCCUGCCCAGGACACCAAGGCGCUGGCCCUGCCCGUGCAGGAGCAGCCGCCCAAGCCGCACUUCACCACAGGGCUGGUUUACGACUCGGUGAUGCUGAAGCACCAGUGCUCCUGCGGGGACAACAGCAACCACCCCGAGCAUGCGGGCAGGAUCCAGAGCAUCUGGUCCCGCCUGCAGGAGCGGGGCCUGCGCAGCCGCUGCGAGUGCCUGCGGGGCCGCAAGGCCACCCUGGAGGAGCUGCAGUGCGUGCACAGCGAGCGCCACGUGCUGCUCUACGGCACCAACCCCCUCAACCGCCUCAAACUGGACAACGGCAAGCUGGCAGGGAUCCUGUCCCAGAGGACGUUUGUGAUGCUGCCCUGUGGAGGGGUGGGGGUGGACAGUGACACCAUCUGGAACGAGCUGCACUCGUCCAACGCCGCGCGCUGGGCCGCCGGCAGCGUCACCGAGCUGGCCUUCAAGGUGGCCACCAGGGAGCUGAAGAACGGCUUUGCCGUGGUGCGGCCGCCCGGACACCACGCGGAUCCUUCCACGGCCAUGGGAUUCUGCUUCUUUAACUCGGUGGCCAUCGCUGCCAGGCAGCUGCAGCAGAAGGGGAAGCUCAGCAAGAUCCUCAUCGUGGACUGGGACGUUCACCACGGCAACGGCACCCAGCAGAUUUUCUACAGGGACCCCGAGGUUCUCUACAUCUCCCUGCACCGCCACGACGACGGCAACUUCUUCCCGGGCAGCGGGGCCGCCGACGAGGUGGGCGCUGGCCCCGGCGAGGGCUUCAACGUCAACGUGGCCUGGGCUGGAGGGCUCGACCCCCCCAUGGGGGACCCCGAGUACCUGGCUGCCUUCAGGACCGUGGUGAUGCCCAUCGCCCACGAGUUCUGCCCCGACGUGGUGCUGGUGUCGGCCGGCUUCGACGCAGCCGAGGGCCACCCGCCCCCCCUGGGUGGCUACAAAGUCUCUGCCAAGUGUUUUGGCUACAUGACCAAGCAGCUGAUGAGCCUGGCGGGGGGGGCCGUGGUGCUGGCCCUGGAGGGGGGCCACGACCUGACGGCCAUUUGUGACGCGUCCGAGGCCUGCGUGUCCGCCCUGCUGGGCCACGAGCCGGAGCCGCUCCCCGAGGACAGCCUGAGGCAGAAGCCCAACGCCAACGCCGUGCGCUCCCUGGAGGCCGUGAUCCAGGUCCAGAGCAGAUACUGGGUGGCCGUGCAGCGCUUCGCCUCCAAGCUGGGCUGCUCCUUCCUCGAGGCUCAGCACCACGAGGCCGACGAGGUGGAGACGGUCACGGCCCUGGCGUCCCUCUCGGUGGCCGUGAUGGUGGAGAAGAGGGCACAGGAGGAGCCCAUGGAGCAGGAGGAGCCCAUGAACCAGUGACACUUGGGGACGGUCCCCGGGCGUGGCCGGAGCCCCCGAAGAUCCCAACCCCGUUUGUCCCCCUCGCUCCCGAGGCCCUGGGCAGGCCUGGACUCCUGGAAGGGACAUUCCCGCAUCCGACGGGACGGGACCACGGAGAGCCCCGGGCCUAAACCGUGCCCACAGCCCCUUCCCCCCCAUUUUGGGACCCCUCGAGGGGGGUGAAGCCCCCCAGCCCCGUGGCACUGACCCCCCCCAGUCCCGGGACGCUCCUCACCGGGAAGGGCCGGACGUUGGGAUGGACGCUCGGACCACCCUGGGGACGGCUGCCAGCGCCCGGCAGGAGCAUCCCGGGCUUUGCUCGCUGGGAUGGGAUCUCUGCGCCCUCCCCAGAGGUGCCCUGGCUCCCCUCACCCUGCUGGGGCACGGGGACGGAGCGGCAAGGCCGGGAGCUCGGGAGCAUCCCCAGGGAGGUCUGGGGCAUCCCAAGGUUUGGAGCUCCUGAGGAGGGUUUGGAGCACCCCAAGGAAACUUCUGAGCACCCCAAGGAAGGGUUGGAGCACCCCAAGGAAAGUUUUGAGUACCCCAAGGAAGGGUUGGAGCACCCCAAGGAAAGUUUUGAGUACCCCAAGGAAGGUUUGGAGCACCCCAAGGAAACUUCUGAGCACCCCAAGGAAAGUUUUGAGUACCCCAAGGAAGGGUUGGAGCCUCCCAAGGAGGGUUUGGAGCAUCCUGAGGAAACUUCUGAGCACCCCCAGGAAGGUUUGGGGCCUCCCCAGGAAUGUUUGGAGCCCCCCAGGAACGUUUGGAGCCCCCCAGCGCGGGCAGAGCGAGGCCGGAGCGCGGGCAGUGCCCGGGGGUCCCUCCUGCCCUGGCUGCCCCGAUUUGCACUAUGGACCCUGCCAGCCCCAGCGUGAACCCCACGGCUCUUCCCGGGGUGAUUUUGGGAACCUUCCCCUCCUGCGAGGUGCCUCGAGCCCCCUCCAGCACCCCGAGGCCCUGGGUGGGUGUGGGAGCAGCCCCCGAGCCCCUCCCCAGCCCAGGCUCCCCAAUUCCCACUGGGGAUCCCCCGGGUGCCCCAAACCCCUCGGUCCCGUCCCCGUCCCUGUCCUGGGGUGCCAGGGGCAGACCCAGAGCCUCCAACCCGACGCUUCCACUCCCAUUUCCCUUCUCCCACUUGCCCGGAACCUUCCCUGCAGGCUGAGGGUCCCCCCAGGAGCAGCCCUGUCCCGGGGCCCUGGGGACAGGGGGGACCCUGCCCUGGCUGGGCUGGGCGCGGGGGCGGGAGGAGAUUUUGUAUAAAAACAAAACAAAAAAAACAAAAACAAAGACAUUUUCAAAGAAAAAAAAAAAAAAAGGAAGCAAAA
This is a messenger RNA of Motacilla alba alba, 6348 nucleotides long. It is a transcript of the gene HDAC7, whose product is annotated as histone deacetylase 7. Lineage: Eukaryota; Metazoa; Chordata; Aves; Passeriformes; Motacillidae. Bases 1550 to 5002 code for a protein of 1150 amino acids. Gene Ontology annotation, biological process: chromatin organization; negative regulation of transcription by RNA polymerase II. Gene Ontology annotation, cellular component: histone deacetylase complex. Gene Ontology annotation, molecular function: histone deacetylase activity. The record is from RefSeq and is a predicted model, not a curated record. The transcript is spliced from 25 exons.